GCUAGCGCAAACGCUACUCGGUAGUCAUGGGCAGAAGAUCCAACAGUGCCACUGCCUGCUGGUCCCUCUUACUACACCAACGCAACAUUCAUAUUUCACACGCUGCAGCACUGCAGGUGCACGUUUUGUCGCUAUAAUAUAAGUACGAAGACACUCUAGUCGUCGCUUCCUAGUUCCUGCCGCUGUCUGUGGAUAUCUAGUUAAAUUCUGUGGGAGGAUAAUAUUCUUAGCUAUCCGAAAAUCGUCUUUACCUUUUGCGAACUAACAGCAAACGCUAAACUAUACACCUGGCUCGACUGCUUUGACGUUGAACAAUCAUCUGCUUGCACACGAUCGUCGCGGUUGCGCAAUCCCGACCGCAAGUAAAUUCAGUCCUACUGCACCCGGAUUCCGCUGCACACGCGCGGUUUUUCGUCAAAGGAGGCCAGGAUCAAGGAUCUAUCGCACGAUUGUACCUGCUGCAGUCUGCAGACAGGAACUACAAGUACUACACGCUGUACAGUACGCUAGCCUCCGGCCUCCGUGAACGCUAUUGAUCCCUGUGAUUAAUUUUGUGCGUGACCUUAUCAGUACACCGCAUCGUCACCGCCGCUUACUCAUGCUCCUUGGUGCAGAAAACACGCCGAUCAAAACUAAACACAUUUCUCGGUGAAGCUCACCCGGCUUGUGAUGCUUACGUAUAAACAUAUUAUUUUACCGUGGACCAAUUAUCAACGAUGCCGGUAAAAAGCGCCUGCUUUAUCUGUCUUACGGAUAAUCAAAAUUUUUGUCUAAAUUAUUUUGCUACCACGCCACGGGAAACUUUAUUGGGAAUCAGCUGAUGUUCACGGACGAAUUAAGGAGAACGCUGGCACACUACAUUUUGGAUAGCAAAACACACAGGCGCGUUCCUACGCCAGCCGGGCUGAAUGGAUCCCGUUCUGGCUGAUUUUGUGGCGGGUACUCUGGGCGGUUGCGCUGGAGUCAUCGUCGGAUACCCGCUGGACACGGUGAAGGUGCGGCUGCAGACGCAGAGCGCGGCGGCGCCCCUGUACAAGGGCACCUACCACUGCCUCUCGACCAUCGUGCGCAACGAGUCGGCCUGGGGUCUGUACAAGGGCAUGAGCAGUCCGUUGUGCGGCGUCGCCGUCAUCAACGCCAUCGUCUUCGGCGUCUACGGCAACGCCAUGCGCUACCUGAACAACAACGCUUCGCUGACCAACCACUUCCUGGCCGGCAUGCUGGCCGGCGGCGUGCAGUCCCUCAUCUCCUGCCCCAUGGAGCUGGCCAAGACCAAGAUCCAGAUCCAGGGCAUCCUCGGCCCCGACCCCAUGGAGGCCAUCAAGAGCGGCUUCGCGGCGCACCAGAAGCCGCCGCUUUAUAAGUCGCCCUCCGACUGCCUGUGGCAGCUGUACCGCCAGCGCGGCCUGCGCGCCGUCUACCGCGGCUUCAACGCCACGCUCAGCCGCGAGCUGCCCGGCUUCGGCACCUACUUCUUCGCCUACGAGUACCUGGUGCGCCUGAUGACCCCGCCCUCCGAGGAGCCCGGCGGCCCACCCGGCGAGAUCGGCAUCGGCCGGCUGCUGCUGGCCGGCGGCCUGAGCGGCAUCAUCUCCUGGCUGGUCAGCUUCCCGCAGGACGUCGUCAAGUCCCGCUUCCAGGCCGACGACCAGUACCGCAGCGCCACGCACUGCGCCCUCCUCAGCUACCGCGAGGAGGGCCUCCGCGUCUUCGGCCGCGGCCUGUGGUCCACGGUGCUGCGCGCCUUCCCCACCAACGCCGCCACCUUGACCGUCGUCACGCUCUUCCUGCGCUACGUCAGCCAGCUCAACGACGAUAAACACCUGCAGGAGAUAUUCCUCUGACGAAGUACUGAAUUCACGCUGGUGACCUUUGCUGUCGCACUGAUGCAUUGUGAUACUGGUGAUAAAUAAAAUACGCUGAGUAACAUAUGACAGUUGCACUUUUGGUAAUGUAUCGACAACUGUUCAAUGAAAUCUUUAGCGCUCAACAGCUUUUAAUUCUUGUACCGUUUACAAUUGUGACUUGGAGCAGUUUUGGAUGCUGUAAAUACAUAACUGUUACGCAAAUUAAAAUUGUAGAAUG
Paramacrobiotus metropolitanus is the source of this 2085-nucleotide messenger RNA. Its product is annotated as mitochondrial basic amino acids transporter-like. Gene Ontology annotation, biological process: mitochondrial L-ornithine transmembrane transport. The transcript is spliced from 3 exons. The coding region runs from base 909 to 1844 and encodes 311 amino acids. The record is from RefSeq and is a predicted model, not a curated record. Gene Ontology annotation, cellular component: mitochondrion. Gene Ontology annotation, molecular function: high-affinity L-arginine transmembrane transporter activity. Lineage: Eukaryota; Metazoa; Tardigrada; Eutardigrada; Parachela; Macrobiotidae.